Messenger RNA from Emiliania huxleyi CCMP1516, 606 nucleotides. RefSeq lists its product as hypothetical. The record is from RefSeq and is a predicted model, not a curated record. The coding region runs from base 5 to 496 and encodes 163 amino acids. The transcript has a single exon. Lineage: Eukaryota; Haptophyta; Isochrysidales; Noelaerhabdaceae.
GCGGAUGCUGCACGCGGCUUCGGCCGCACCAUCACGGAUGCAGUCGCCUGCGCUGUCAACUCGGUCGCGCCGGCUGGCGGCAGCAGCGGACGACGGCGAGCUGGCGCCUCGUUCCGUCGCCGCCGCCGCGGCCGCGGGCCUCGGCUCGAACGCAGUCAUGUGGGCCUCCCUCUACAGCGUCGCCACUACGGGCGGCGGCCUCCCUGCGGGCCCGUUCGGCGUGGUCGGCCUCGUCGAGGGCGUCUCCUAUUUGCUGGUGGUGGGGCUCGCCGGUGCGGCGCUCUACGGCAAGGUUUCCACCGGGUCUGGCCUUCCGUUCCUCAGCGAGGCGCGUGGCGAGCGGCCUGGCGGCUUGCUAGGCGCUGCGGAGGGCCUCUCGUGUCUGUCGGUGGCCGCGGGCGCCGCCGUGCUCCUCCUGCUGCAGGCGAAUCAGGGCUGCGUCCCGAACGCUCUGCCCCUAGCCGACUACUCCGACCGGGUGGCCGUGUGCCGCUGAGGCCUGAGCACACGGUGCUGAGACGGAAGCACAGGAACGACCUGUCGGCUGUCGCGUGCCACUGUCUCAUCAUGUAAAGUACAAAAGCUGAACCUGAAACGACAUAUAUC